AUACACGCCACUGCGAGAGAGAAUAGAGAGAGAUGGCGGCAGAAUCGGUGAUAAGAAUGUCGUCGUCGUCGUCUUCGACUGCUUCUUCGCUCUGCAGCUUCCGUCGCUCAAGAGCUCCCAUUUCCCGCCCCAUUCCUUCCCAGCACCAGCGCCGCCGCUGCUCCGCCGCCAGAGGCCAGCCGCUCGCCUCUGAAUUCUUCGGAAGCGUCCGCCUUAGCUCCGCCGCUGCUCCCAGGAAUCUCACUUUGGGUAAACACAGCAGAAAGAAUGGUUUCUCCGUCUUCGCCAUGGCGGCUGAUGAGGAAAAGAGAACAGUGCCAUUGAAGGACUAUCGCAACAUUGGGAUUAUGGCUCAUAUUGAUGCAGGGAAGACGACAACAACCGAAAGGAUCCUUUACUACACUGGUAGAAACUACAAGAUUGGCGAGGUGCACGAGGGGACAGCAACGAUGGACUGGAUGGAACAGGAGCAAGAGAGAGGGAUUACCAUUACUUCUGCUGCGACUACCACUUUCUGGAACAAGCACCGGAUUAACAUAAUUGAUACGCCCGGUCAUGUCGACUUCACACUUGAAGUAGAACGGGCCCUCAGAGUUUUGGACGGUGCCAUAUGCUUGUUUGACAGUGUUGCGGGUGUAGAACCUCAAUCAGAAACUGUUUGGAGACAAGCAGAUAAGUAUGGAGUCCCUAGGAUAUGCUUUGUUAACAAAAUGGAUCGCCUUGGAGCAAAUUUCUUCCGAACCAGAGACAUGAUUGUAACAAAUUUGGGGGCAAAACCGCUUGUAAUCCAAAUCCCAAUCGGUGCAGAAGAUAACUUUAAAGGAGUUGUUGAUCUUGUGCAGAUGAAAGCCAUAGUUUGGUCUGGGGAAGAAUUAGGUGCUAAAUUUGCGUACGAGGACAUCCCGGCUGACCUUAAAGAUCAAGCUGAAGAAUAUAGGGCACUGAUGAUUGAGACGAUUGUCGAGGAGGACGAUGACGCGAUGGAGAAAUACCUGGAAGGAGUUGAACCUGAUGAGGCAACCAUUAAAACUUUGAUUAGGAAGGGAACUAUUUCUGGCAGUUUUGUUCCCGUGUUGUGCGGUACAGCUUUUAAGAACAAAGGCGUCCAGCCACUGCUUGAUGCUGUUGUGGAUUAUUUACCUUCUCCUGUUGACUUGCCACCAAUGAAAGGGUCUGACCCUGAAAAUCCAGAGGUCAUCAUUGAACGAGCUGCCAGUGACGACGAACCAUUUACUGGACUGGCAUUUAAGAUCAUGAGUGAUCCUUUUGUCGGGUCUCUCACGUUCGUGAGAGUAUAUUCGGGAAAGCUCAGUGCGGGAUCCUAUGUAUUAAAUGCAAACAAAGGCAGGAAAGAGAGGAUCGGCAGACUUCUUGAGAUGCACGCUAAUAGCAGAGAAGACAUCAAAACAGCCUUAACUGGAGACAUCAUUGCUCUUGCAGGCCUAAAAGAAACAAUUACCGGAGAAACAUUGUGUGAUCCUGAUACUGCUGUUGUGCUUGAGCGCAUGGAUUUCCCCGAUCCUGUUAUCAAGGUUGCCAUUGAGCCCAAGACCAAAGCCGAUAUUGACAAGAUGGCGACUGGGUUGAUCAAGCUUGCUCAGGAAGAUCCAUCCUUCCAUUUCUCACGUGAUGAAGAGACUAAUCAGACAGUCAUUGAAGGAAUGGGAGAAUUACAUCUCGAGAUUAUUGUUGAUCGGCUCAAGAGGGAGUUUAAGGUGGAGGCCAAUGUAGGUGCGCCCCAAGUUAAUUACCGGGAGAGCAUUUCCAAACUAUCAGAAGUGAAAUAUACCCACAAGAAACAGUCUGGUGGAUCAGGACAGUUUGCUGAUAUCACGGUGAGGUUUGAACCCAUGGAAGCCGGUGGUGGAUACGAAUUCAAGAGUGAAAUCAAGGGAGGUGCGGUGCCGAAGGAAUACAUCCCGGGUGUGAUGAAGGGGUUGGAAGAAUGCAUGAGCAACGGAGUGCUAGCAGGCUUUCCUGUUGUCGAUGUUCGUGCAACAUUAGUCGAUGGUUCCUACCACGACGUUGACUCGAGUGUUCUAGCAUUCCAGUUGGCUGCAAGAGGCGCUUUUAGGGAAGGAAUGAGGAAAGCUGCUCCUCGGUUGUUGGAACCCGUGAUGAAGGUUGAAGUCGUCACACCAGAGGAGCAUCUCGGGGAUGUUAUUGGCGAUCUCAACUCACGGAGAGGCCAGAUCAACAGCUUUGGAGACAAACCCGGUGGUCUCAAGGUUGUUGACGCCCUGGUCCCGCUAGCAGAAAUGUUCCAGUAUGUGAGUACUUUGAGAGGGAUGACGAAAGGUCGGGCAUCAUACACGAUGCAAUUGGCGAAAUUCGACGUGGUUCCACAACACAUCCAGAAUCAACUUGCAACCAAAGAGGAAGCUGUUUCUGCUUGACCUCAAAAUUUUUGAGCAUAUGUUGCUCUGUAAUUUUGUGUUUACUCAUUGCGUGCAUUACACACUUCUGCCAAAAGGCAAUUCUUUUUUGUACCAAAUAUGAAAUGCCCCAGGCUCCAUCGUGUAUUCUUACAUACUGUGGAAUAGAAUAGCAAUCUUCAACCCCUAAA
Messenger RNA from Ipomoea triloba (trilobed morning glory), 2566 nucleotides. Its product is annotated as elongation factor G-2, chloroplastic-like. The transcript is spliced from 4 exons. Gene Ontology annotation, cellular component: mitochondrion; chloroplast. Gene Ontology annotation, biological process: ribosome disassembly; translational elongation; mitochondrial translation. Bases 33 to 2396 code for a protein of 787 amino acids. The record is from RefSeq and is a predicted model, not a curated record. Gene Ontology annotation, molecular function: GTPase activity; GTP binding; translation elongation factor activity. NCBI's taxonomy places the organism in Eukaryota, Viridiplantae, Streptophyta, Magnoliopsida, Solanales, Convolvulaceae.